UUGGCGUAGGGACGCCACUGCUUGCUGCCGGGGAAACGGCUCCGGAAUCGUGCCGACGUACUAGAAACUCCCGCCAUUUCAACGAGGAAUUAACCUCUUGAUUGAUUCAGCUGAGUUUUUCAAAAGACUACUUUAACAGGAGGUUUACCAUAAAAGAAAAUUUGAAAAUACUAACCGGCAAGACAAUUGCAUGCGAACAGGAGUCGUUUGCUUCGACUCACUUGCCACGAGUUUGAUUUUGGUUCGGAUAACAGUCCUUUUUUUCACUCCGAGAAGGUAAAAGUCUCUGGAGAGAAAGGACGAACCUUGUUCUAUGAAAGCCUGUGCGGAGAAGGAGCAUGGCCCCGUGAGGAGGCGACGAGGCGGACUGUUAUUGUUUUAUCAGCCUGCUAGCUAGGCAAGUAGCCGCUGAGCGCCGGGGCCCCGCCACACCGGCGGUAAAGUGAGCUGUGCUAACGCUAAGCUAGGAAUUUGGUGGCAUUCGGCUACAUGAUACGCACGUACUGGUGUUGUUGCGAUUGAACUAACUUGCUGAUAAACUAGAUCUUAAUUGUUGGCGUCAGUGCGUUUGAAAUGGCACCGCUGCUGGGCCGGAAGCCUUACCCGCUGGCGAAGCCGCUGCUCGAGCCACCAGGCCCAGGUGAAGAGACGUACAUCAUCGAGCACACCAAGGAGGCCUUCAGGAACAAAGAAGAGUAUGAGGCUCGCUUGCAAAGGUAUAGUGAGCGCAUAUGGACAUGCAAGAGUACUGGAAGCAACCAGCUUACACAUAAGGAAGCAUGGGACGAAGAACAGGAAGUCACAGAACUGCUACAAGAUGAGUAUCCCCAAUGGUUUGAGAAGCCAGUGCUGGAGAUGGUCCACCACAACACGGUGUCUUUAGACAAGCUGGUUGAAAUGGCUUGGAUGGAAAUCCUGACAAAGUAUGCUGUGGGUGAAGAGUGUGACUUCCUGGUGGGCAAGGAUAAAAGUUUGCGAGUAAAGGUGAUAAAGAUUCAUCCCCUAGAAAGCCAAGAGGGUGAGAUCAGUGAGAAGAAACUUGAUGGUGCCUGUGACUCGCCAUCCAGUGACAAGGAGAAUGCGAGUCAGGAAAACCAACGAAAGGAACCUAGAGACGAGAACCGUAGGGACAGUCUCAGUGAUCGAGCCAGACGCUCUCCAAGAAAACCUGCUACUGCUACGAAGGAAGAGAAGAGGAAAUGGGCAAUGCCCAAAUUUCUUCCUCAUAAAUAUGAUGUUAAGCUCCUCAGUGAGGAUAAGGUAAUCAGUGAUGUCCCAGCAGAUAGUCUUUACAGAACUGAGCGGCCUCCAACCAAGGAAAUCGUGCGCUACUUCAUUAGACACUACGCGCUGAGGCUGGGAAUGGGAGAGAGCGCCCCCUGGGUGGUUGAAGAUGAGAUGGUGAAAAAGUUUAACCUGCCCAGCAAAUUCAGUGACUUCCUCCUUGAUCCACAAAAAUUUUUAGCUGAAAAUCCUUCCACCAAACGUAAAAGGGUGUCAUCUCAUGAGGCUAAACUUUUCAAGAGGCCUAAGCCACUUGACUCAGUGGGUGAGGAUUCUGAAAAUGACACAGGAGAACAAAUGAAAAGGAAUAACAGUGCUGUCACUGUGCCCAUUACUCCCAACAUCUGGGUCCAUGUGCAGAAGAUAAAAAUGAAUGGUUCCUCACUCAAUGUAAAGAAUGUGGGCAGUGCUUUAAAGGGAGAAACCAGAAACUCAUUUCCCUCCACUUCAAAAUCUGGCAAAAAAUCAGAUAAGAAGGAAGGGAAGAAGUCUGGAAAGAGCAAUGUCCUAAAAGCCUCUAAGAAAGAUGACAAACUUGUCAGUAAGACACCAAAGAUGAAGCAGAUGACUCUGCUGCAUCUGGCAAAGAGCACUUGUGCUGGAAGCCCAAGGAAGAGAGCCCGCAGUACUAUAAUGGCCACACCUAAACUUGGAAAGCCGUUGCACCCUGUGGCUCUCCACCUCCUAUGUUAUUAUAAGAAGAAUAAGGGCAAAGAGGACAAAAAAAGCUCCCUUUCAUGCAUGAUCUCCAAGGCUGCUAAGGCCUUGUCUCCAGAUGAUCGGGGCCGACUGCCAGAGGAGCUCAAGGAGCUGGUGCAGAAACGGUGGGAACUUAUGGAGCAAAAAAAGCGAUGGGCAGCCAUGAGUGAAGAGGAGAAGCAGGAAGAGAUGAAGAAAAAGCGUGAAGAACUCAAAGAAAAACUGCGAGAGAAGGCCAAAGAGAGACGCGAGAAGGAGAUGUUGGUUCGCCGUGAACAAUCGCGCAGAUAUGAGGAUCAGGACAUCCAAGGUGGAAAAUCUCUGCCAGCAUUCAAACUUGUUGACAUGCCUGAGGGGUUGCCCAACACUCUUUUUGGUGAUGUUGCUAUGGUGGUGGACUUCCUUAACUGUUAUGCGGGUCUCCUGAUGCCAGAUGACCAAUAUCCCAUUACAGCAGUAGCUCUGAUGGAAGCAUUGGCUGGAGAAGGGACUGGGUUCCUCUACUUGAACCGUGUAUUGGUGGUGUUGCUCCAGACGCUGUUACAGGAUGAGCUGGCAGAAGGCUACCGUGAGCUUGACAUGCCCUUAUCUGAGAUUCCACUUACCAUGCAUUCAGCAUCAGAGUUGGCACGAUUGUGCUUGCGUCCAUGUGACGCUCAUGGUGAAGAGAGUACUCAAAGUUCAGAGGAUUCUGAUUCUAUGGGGAGUUUCGAUGAUGUAGUGUCCAGUGAGUUCUUGGAAAAACUUGAGACAGUUGAGGUGUUUGAACUCAGCCCCCAGGAGAAGGUCAACCUGUUGGUUGCGCUUUGCCACCGCAUCCUUAUGACGUACUCAGUUGAAGACCAUGUUGAUGCAAUGCACCAACGGUCAGCUGAGCUGUGGAAGGAGCGGUUAGCGAUGCUCAAGGAGGUCAAUGAUCGCAAGAGGGCUGAGAAGAAACAGCGUAAGGAAAUGGAGGAUAAAGUUAAAGAAGAGGGAGCCACUGCCAAAGCAGAGAAGAAGAAAGAGGGGCUUAAUAAGGAGGUCAAAAAGGAAUUAAAGGGGGAAGCUGAGCCAGAGGACAUGAUUAGUUCAGUGAAAAACAGGCGGUUGAUGGCCAUCCAGGCUAAAAAGGAGAAGGAGGAGCUGGACAGGCAAAACAAAGAGCGCAUGGAGAGGGAGGCAGAAGAGGAACGGAUACGAAGGCAGAAGGCAGCUGCAGAGCGAAACUUUCAUGAAGGUAUAACCAAAGCCAAACUUGUCAUGCGCAGGACUCCGCUGGGCACAGACAGAAAUCAUAACAGAUACUGGCUUUUCUCUGACGUGGUCCCUGGUCUGUACAUUGAGAAGGGCUGGGUGCAUGAAAGCAUUGACUACAGCUACACCCCCCUGCCUGAGGACAAACCAGCAGAAGUUGAGAUGGAUGAAGAUGAGGAUGUAGGAGCUGAAAAGGAUGAUGGCAGCAUUGAUGGUGCAAUUACUGAUGGAGCCCAGCUGGGAGCAGCAACUGAUGUUUGUAUAGAAACUACUGUUCCAAAACAGGGACAGAACCUCUGGUUCAUAUGUGACAGUCCAGCUGAGCUUGAUGAAUUGGUGGAGAGCCUUCAUCCACAGGGUGUCAGAGAAAGUGAACUCAAACUGAAGAUACAAAACAGGUACCAGGACAUCCUCCACUCCCUACAUCUGACCCGUAAGACCAAAUUGGGCCUCAGGACCUGUGAUGGCCAUACGGAGCUGCUGAAAUACCUCUGCAGUGAUAUCCUGGAAGUGGCCUCACGACUCCAGAAAGGAGGCCUGGGAUACUUGGAUGAUAAUACAGAUCUUGAAGAUCAGCUGAAAGACAUGGAGAGCUUGAAAGACUUUGGCGAGUGCAUCAUCACCAUUCAAGCCUGUGUAAUCAAAAAGUUUCUGCAAGGAUUCAUGGCCCCCAAGCAGAAAAAGAAGAAAAAGCAAGGAGGGGAAGAAAACAGCAAGGCUGAGGAGGUAGAUGAAGAUAAAAAGUUGGCAGAGGAGGCCAAGGUAGCUACAGCAGUGGAAAAGUGGAAGGCAGCAAUCAGAGAGGCCCAGACGUUUUCCCGCAUGCAUGUCCUACUGGGUAUGGUGGAUGCCUGCGUAAAGUGGGAUAUGUCUGCUGAAAAUGCUCGCUGUAAAGUCUGCCGCAGGAAAGGUGAUGAUGAGAAACUUAUCCUCUGUGAUGAAUGCAAUAAGGCCUUCCACCUAUUCUGCUUGCGCCCGGCGCUAUACCGCAUUCCUACUGGCGAGUGGUUGUGCCCAGCCUGCCAACCAACUAUGGCAAGACGUGGUUCUCGUUCAAGGAAAUAUAAACAAGAGUCUGAUGAAGAAGAGAAUGAGGAGAAGUCUGAAGCUGAAGACUUUGAGGAUGAAGAGGAUGAUGACAGUGACUAUAAGCCCACGGGGCACAGCUUGAGAUCACGGAAAAAAAAGCAGCAAUUAUCACAGAUGAAAAGUUCAAGAAGUAAAUCCAAGAAGCAGUUUUCUUCUGGUAGUCAGUGCAGCAAGCAGAGGACUGGACCCAGUAGCCCUGCAGACAUUGAUGAACUGAUGGUGCAGGUGCGGCAGAGUUCCCAAACAGGUGCACGCCGUCAGGUGCUGGAGCUGGAGAAAUGUGAGGAAAUCCUUAAGAAACUGAUGAAGUUCCGGUACAGCUGGCCUUUCAGAGAGCCUGUGUCUGUCGAAGAGGCAGAAGACUACUUGGACAUCAUCUCCAACCCUAUGGAUUUCCAAACUAUGCUUGGCAAGUUCAGCCAAGGUACCUAUCGCCACGCCCAGGACUUCCUAGAAGACAUGAAACUGGUUUUCUGUAAUGCAGAGGAGUACAACCAGCAGGGUAGCACUGUGCUUUCCUGUAUGGUCAAAACGGAGCAGUGCUUCACUGAGCUGUUUCAGAAGCUGCUGCCUGGCCUCAGCUACCUCCGCCGGCGAUCACGCCAGCGCAUGCGCCAAGCCCCUGAGACAUCGGAAGAAGAGGAUGAAGAUGAGGAGGAAGAGCAAGAACAGCAUCCGAAGCAGAUGCAGAAUGGCAAAUCAAGCAAGCGUAGGAGGGAAACAGAACAGCCGGGAAAGAAAAGCAGACCAGACAGAGGGCAGAGGUGUGAGGAGGAAGAGGAUGAUGAUGAGAGCCGUGGCCAGAGGAGAAGUACGCGUACCUCUGCCACCUCAGGCAGGAAGGAUAACGGGGAGCAGGAUAGUGAUGGUGAGCAGGAGACACGGAGAACUCGGAAGCGGAGGGACUGCGGAGAUGUGGGAGGGAGUAGUGAUGAGGACAGAAUCAGUCAGCGACAUUCCAAGAGACAGAAGUACUCCUGAAUCCAGGGGCUGUCUUUUGCAUCUAAAAAAGAUCAAGAACCCUCCACAGCCUCCUCCCAGUCAGACUUGAAGCUCUGAAGGACUUUUUUUUUUUUUCUUUCCCCCUCCCUGUGUGUAGGUGCACAAUGGAACUUCAUAUUUUGAAAAACAAAAGAACUGAUUUAUAUUUGUAACGUGUUUAAUAUUGGUGUUUUGUCUCCUCAGACUUCAAGAAAACAGAGAUACACAUUACAGCGUAAAAGUCCUCAUAGCUCUUAAAACAAAGUGAAUUUAGUUUAAAUGUGUUUGUGUAACUUUAAAACGGUGGUCUGCGGUGUACUCACAGGACCAUCCCGCAAAAUGUCUCUGUAAAAUGUUUGUACCACCACGUCUCUUGACAGUACACUGACUGAUUUUUGUCAGAGGUAUUGAUGUAGCUUAAAGCUCCUGUACAAACCUGAGACGUGUCUCUGCUGAGAAACACUGAUGCUCAAAGAGGAAUUUACUUGUCUUUACUUGUGACUCAGUCUUACAAAUAAACAAUUUACUACCAAGAUUGUUGCGGUAACAGGAUGUCCAUAGGCUCUCAGGAUUUUACUACUUCCCCAUCUUUAAGUGAAUUCCAGACUACAAUUUGAAAUGAUACAAAUCAGUCUACUUUUCAAAGUAAGAUCUUUUGUCAGACUGUUAUGUCUGUUGUGUUGUAGAGCUGACAGCGUUUCUCUCUGUAGUGCCCUGCCACUUGAAAAGAACCAGUACCUCAAUGUCAGUUUGCACUCCUUUCUAUACAGUGCACCAAUAAUGCCAGCAGCGCCAUCACCAUUGGGUGCAUACCAAUUUGUAGUGUUUAAACAACAAAUGUUUUGUUGAGAAAAGGGCAUUUUGAGUAUCUGAACUUUUUAAACCCAUUUUAUUUGGUGUUAUACAUGUGAGCUGAUUUUGAAUCUCUUCUGAUAAGUUGUGGGGUUUGGUCAGGCUCUUGUAGUCAGUGCAGAGAUCAUUUAGCCCAUGGGCCAAGCAGGAUUUUAGUGCCACCAAAAGUCAUUAGAUGAUGCUUACAAUCCAGCAUCACUAGACCAGCAUCUCUCUACUAUGGCCUACACAAAAAGGUGUGCUAAAUGUGUCAGAGUGGUAGCUAAUGUCAGGUACUGGUCAGUGAUGGAUUGCACAGGGGUCAAAAUUUGAAAAUGUUCCAAUCAUAUUGGAAAAUGUACAAUGUUUUCAAAAAGGUACAGUUUGCACUGUUUGAAAGACUAUGAAGUAAAAACAGCAAAAAAUGACUGUUUGGCUUCAGAUGGUAUAGGGGACGAAAAUAAAAUUGCUCCAAUUUUAGUCAAGUUGUGCAUAUUUGUAGUUUUCAAAAGGACUAGUUUGCAAAAUCGUUUAUAACUUGUUACAGAAUCUAAUGGACCUUAACCAUUUCAUUAGUAGACCAAGCAGGAUUUGUGUGUGUGUGUGAGAGAGCUCAACCAGUAAUUUGCAUCACUUUUGACCUAAAUGGGGGCAUCUCUUAAUUUUUGGAACCAUGUAUAAAUUGAAUUUCACUAUUUUUGCUGGUUUUCUCUCCAUAACUUUCAGCCAUAGAUGAUCCAAACUAGCCUGUUUUUUUUAUUAUUCCUUAUGAUCAGAUAAAUAUGGUAUCCUUUUAAAAUAUGACAGCAGUAUUUUGAUACCAGUGUAAUCUUUCCUUGAGCCCAACCUGAUUGGAACUGGCUUUCUGGGCAGGUUAUCGUAUAUUUUCACAUGCCGUAGGAUACUACUGAGACUGGUUUGUGUUUAGUCACAGAUUAGCUCAAAAUUGGCUGUAGGCUCAUGGACUAAUCUCAGGAUUCUUGGCUUUAAAUUGUUUACAAAAACAAUUUAAUUUGGUGUCCUUUGUUCGGGUGAUGUCUGUUUGACUGCAGAAAGAUCAGCAAGCUGGUCCGGUCCUAAAUGAAGAUUGUCCUGGUGGUGUCACCAGGUGGUGCUCUGCUUACAUGUUGAAGGCACUGGUGGUCAUGCUGGUUUCUGCAGCCACCUGACUCCCACUGCUUUGUGCGCUCACUGGUUCAGUGCUGCUCACUUUGGCUUGUCAUUUUGUGUUGUCUCUUCAUUGUAACCGGCAAGCUGCUUUAUUUUGAAAAAUACAAGACAGGAAAACUGAAACAUACUGAUUUCCCCCCCCCCCCCCCCCUCUUUUCAAAUGGCACUAAAGUACCUUUUUGAAUGUGCUGUGUGUAUAUUACUGAUGUUGCAGCAGUUAAUUUGCCCUGUGCAGUUUUUCUGUCUUAAUUUUUUCAUCUGCAUAGUGCUGAUAAUAAACUUUUCAUGUAUUUUUUAAUAUUUUUGUUGGCUAUUAAAAUCACUUGAAACAUUUCAACAAUUGAGCAAAAGUGACAGCCCUUCUCAGCACGAGACCCACGUGUAAAUGCUUUUAUGGUUCUACUUUUUUUUAUACAAAUAGAUUCUAAAGGGAGGCAAUGUUGGAUUCACUUGUAAAGAAUUCCAAUAAAGGAUAUGGAUGGAUGAUUGUGUUAAGGUGAUUAAAUUUUGCUGCCAUCUGUACGUCAGGUAGAUGAUGGCUGUGGACAUCUAAAGACUCGCUGUUUAAUAAAAUCAGUUGUCACAC
This is a messenger RNA of Thalassophryne amazonica, 7876 nucleotides long. It is a transcript of the gene baz1b, whose product is annotated as bromodomain adjacent to zinc finger domain, 1B. The record is from RefSeq and is a predicted model, not a curated record. Gene Ontology annotation, molecular function: histone H2AXY142 kinase activity; protein binding. Gene Ontology annotation, cellular component: WICH complex. The transcript is spliced from 21 exons. The coding region runs from base 574 to 5289 and encodes 1571 amino acids. Lineage: Eukaryota; Metazoa; Chordata; Actinopteri; Batrachoidiformes; Batrachoididae. Gene Ontology annotation, biological process: chromatin remodeling.